AUGGCAGGCCUAUCCACAGAUGGGACAGGGGGGGGGGUAGUUGCCGUGGUGAGGGAGCACAAGCGGAGAUUAUUAGGCGUGCGGGUCCUGUUCUCUCCAAAGCAAGAGGACACUAGGGGGGACGUGGGGAAAGAGGGGGGGGGGGUCGGAGACGGCAGAAGUCUCCAGAAUGUGCACAAAGACGCCUCCACGCACCAGAGGAGCCAACUGUUUAAAAGUGUGACCGGCACAAUGAGCUGA
This is a messenger RNA of Knipowitschia caucasica, 240 nucleotides long. NCBI's taxonomy places the organism in Eukaryota, Metazoa, Chordata, Actinopteri, Gobiiformes, Gobiidae. The record is from the annotation of a GenBank genome assembly.